Molecule: messenger RNA, 2526 nt
Organism: Morchella importuna
Lineage: Eukaryota; Fungi; Ascomycota; Pezizomycetes; Pezizales; Morchellaceae
Exons: 3
Coding region: 1-2526 (841 amino acids)
Biological process (GO): intracellular signal transduction; protein phosphorylation; regulation of MAPK cascade
Cellular component (GO): cytoplasm
Molecular function (GO): protein serine/threonine kinase activity; ATP binding
Source: RefSeq, a predicted model, not a curated record
AUGGCCUCAGGUUAUCAAUACAAUGACAAUUCCUUCUUGAACCCCGGACCUGCCCCGCGUCCACCUCAGGGCCGUCCUCCUGUCGCGAGCUCUGCUGCGUCUAUAGCCUCCACAAUCCAUCACCCUCACCACUCCACCGUGUCAACCAUCAACUCCCCAUCUCCAUACGGGUCUAACAUGAGUCUGGUCAACACAAACACCAGUCAAAUUAUUGCUAACAACGGGACUCAGAUGUCGUACGCAGAUGGAAAGAUUCACGAAGGAUGGGCUUCCAUUAAGGAGGAUGGUUUGAAGUCCCUCUACUGGACAAAGAAGUACCUAAUUCUGCGCGAGAUUUCGCUGGAUUUCCACAAGAAUGAGUCGUCAACGUCCAUGUCUCUCUCUAUCCCCCUGAAGGACAUCAUCUCUGUCAACCGCACAGACUUGAAGCCCUACUGCUUUGAGGUUGUUCGCACAUCCUCAUCACAACAGGGAAAUACCAUCUCCCCCGAUGCGCCUCGACGCACCGUGUUUGUCUCCGUCAAGUCAGACCAGGACCUCUAUGCCUGGAUUGACGAGGUGUACUCUCGGUGCCCGUCCAUGGGUGGUGUAUCCAACCCCACAAAUUUCACUCACAAGGUACAUGUCGGCUUUGAUCCCAUCAGCGGGGGUUUCACAGGUCUUCCCGAAGAGUGGAGUAAGCUGUUGAACUCCAGCGCCAUCACAAAGGAGGACUACCAGAAGAACCCGCAGGCUGUCAUCGAGGUGUUGGAGUUCUACACCGAGGGCCAGCAGCGCAUGAAUGAGGAGGGUGGAUUUGCCGGAAUGCCACCGCCGCAGGGGCUCAAUGCGACACAGCAGCGGCAAUUGGCUGGGUUGGCCAACCAACAGCAAGAAGAGCGUGAACGUGAGCAGUGGGAGCUGGAGCGUGAACGUGAUGCGUAUAGAGAACAGGAGUACGAGAAGUCUCAGCGCGAACAGCAGGCACAGCGUGAAAAACAAGAGCGGGAACGCCGCCAGAUUGAGCGCGAGAACGAGCAGCGUGAACAGGAAGAACGUCAAAGAGAGGAAGACCUGUUCAACCAGUCCAGUCAUCAACAGGAUGAUUACGAGGAGGAUGAUUACCCUCAAAAGGUUAGCACAGCUCAGCAGCCGAUCAUGAUGACUGGAGGUGGUGGAGGCUUGUCUUCUCAAGGGCGUUAUAACCCAAUGGCUCCCAAGACUUCCGGCUCUCAGCGAACAGCUACAAAGGGAGCGAAUGGCCGGGAUAUGGAUCCCAGAAGGCCUGCUCCUUCUGCUCCUGGUGGAACUCUUCCCAGACCAACUCAUGGCUCUCAGAGAACACCUGGUGGUCAAACCACCCUACGUACUCCUCCGUCAAGGCCGGACCAGAAGACUCCGUCAAGGGAACCUAGCCCAGCUGCUGGAGCUCGUGGCCCGACUCCUGUCAAUACCAAGCAGACAACGCUUCAGUCUUCAAACCAGGCUUCACGCAUCCCAGCUCCUACAACCCCGACUGUCAAGCCACUCAAUGUCCCAACAAAGCCGGCAAAUGCGGCAAAGGAGGUCAUUACAAAGCAGGAACGCAAGGAAAACCAGAGGCGUGUUUCGGGCAUGACCGAAGCCCAGGUUAUGGAGAAGCUGCGCUCUGUUGUAUCACCCGGAGACCCCAAUCAAUCAUACACAAAGCUCAAGAAAGUUGGUCAGGGAGCUUCUGGAUCCGUUUAUGUUGCCAAGAUCAACACAUCGCCAGCUUCUGCCAUGGCCGCAUCUAUGCUUUCAAGCUCUGGAAAGAAUAGUGCUAGAGUGGCUAUUAAGCAGAUGGAUCUCGCACACCAACCAAGGAAGGAGUUGAUCGUCAACGAGAUCUUGGUCAUGAAGGAGAGUCAGCACCCGAACAUUGUCAACUUCUUGGACGCCUUCCUCAAGGGGAACAGCGAGCUUUGGGUUGUUAUGGAAUAUAUGGAGGGAGGUGCACUUACAGAUGUCAUUGAGGCCAACACUCUUGAGGAAGAUCAGAUUGCCACUAUCUGCUUCGAGACUUGCAAGGGAUUGGAACAUUUGCACGCCCAGAACAUCAUCCACAGAGAUAUUAAGAGUGACAACGUCCUAUUGGAUGCCCAUGGUCACGUGAAGAUUACCGAUUUCGGGUUUUGCGCCAAGCUCACCGAACAAAAAUCCAAGCGUGCCACCAUGGUCGGUACCCCGUACUGGAUGGCACCUGAAGUCGUCAAGCAGAAGGAGUACGACGCCAAGGUUGAUAUUUGGUCUCUUGGUAUCAUGGCCAUCGAGAUGAUCGAAUCCGAACCACCCUACUUGAACGAGGAGCCUCUCAAGGCCCUCUAUCUUAUUGCAACUCAUGGAACACCCACCUUGAAGAAGCCUGAGAAGUUGAGUAAGGAGCUCAAGAACUUUUUGGCUGUGUGCUUGUGUGUCGAUGUCAAGCACCGUGCCACUGCCGAGGAGCUCUUGAAGCACGACUUCCUCAGGAAGGGAUGCCCCUUGGCCAGUUUGGCAGCGUUAUUGGCCUCUAAACAGAAAAAUUAA